Molecule: messenger RNA, 615 nt
Organism: Suillus paluster
Lineage: Eukaryota; Fungi; Basidiomycota; Agaricomycetes; Boletales; Suillaceae
Exons: 2
Coding region: 1-615 (204 amino acids)
Source: RefSeq, a predicted model, not a curated record
AUGGCCGAGGCGCGCGAGGCUCUUCUUGCGGAUGUGACAAAAUUAAAUUCCUCUAUGGACGCCAUGGCUCGCUCCAAGAAUUUGGCUGAAAAGGACCGUGACUUUUUCCGUGACCAAUAUGCGCAGGCUUCUGGUUUCGUGAGCGCCACUAGAGCCGAGAAUGUUGAGCUGGAGCAGAAAGCUAAGAUCGCAGAAGGCCAGGCUCGCGAUGGAGUUGCUCUAAUCAAGAGCAUGUACGAGAAGACUGUCGAUCGAUGGAGGGGUGUUUCCACCCUUCUUCAGGAGAAAGAUCGGCGAACAGAUGACCUUAUCAGACGACGUGCUGCCGAGCAACCUGAGCUUGCAGAAAGAUGCCGGCAACUGGAGUAUCAGGUGGACUCGUUGCAUGCUAACCUUGUCAAGCUUGGACGUGCUCAUCAAAAGUCUUCUGUGGAGCGCGACAAGCUUCAAGAUCUGAAACUCGACGGACUGCGAAAGCAAAAUCAGAAGCUGAACCCCCAUUCGGUGGCACUAUCAUAUGCCGAGCUCGAACCUGGUGAAAUUAUAGAGCUAAACUGGUCUGUCGGAUUCAGACAUCAGCUCCUUGAGCCAGGUGGACGCUUUAGGAGAUGUUAG